GCUAUACCGCUAAAACUGGGUAGCCAUUUUGUACUGAAGGUAGCCAUUUUUCCUCGAUCUAUUCCGCGUCGGAAAAGAGUGUGGUUCGUGGUAUUAACGCGUCCAUUGACUCGCAGUGUGUUAUUUUCUAAAAUAUUAAACAAAGUGCACGGAGGUAUUGAGCAUAGUUAUUCGCGUUAGUGGAAAACUAGAGUAUCGUUCGAGAUGAGUGGGUACGCACGUCCACCUCCAAGAAUAGAUGGAAUGAUUUCAUUGAAAGUUGACAAUUUAACUUACCGCACCACACCAGAUGACUUGAGACGCGUAUUUGAACGUUGCGGUGAGGUGGGCGAUAUUUACAUUCCCCGUGACAGACAUACGCGUGAAAGCCGCGGUUUUGCUUUUGUCAGAUUCUAUGACAAACGCGAUGCCGAAGACGCACUAGAUGCUAUGGAUGGACGCAUGUUGGAUGGUAGGGAGCUUCGCGUUCAGAUGGCACGUUACGGACGGCCAACAUCACCACAACGGCGCGGAAACCGCUACAAUGGACGUGAAAGGGGACGCUCCCGUGAACGGUAUCGUCGCCGUUCUCGGUCUCGUAGCCCCGAACAUCGGCGUCGAUCGUACUCGCGCUCCAAAUCACGCACGCCACGCUCCCGUUCCGGAAGUAAAUCGUCUCGAGGCAAGGAUUCCCGCUCUCGUAGCCCCGGCGAACGCGGACAUUAUUAGUGCGAGCGUGUGUAAAUUCAUUUAAGAUCACCCAUCUACAAACUAUGUCAGAUGAGAUAGUUUUGUUUCAACCUGACGACACACGGUCCCGCACACACAAGAAGGGCAACUUGCGGUUUUUGCAGCUGCUGCCCGUGCAGAUUUGCCCAUCCGGUCACUACUUUCCUUCCCGUGUCUUCUUCUAAGCGCUGUCCAAUUUUGCAUCGAGUUCGAUGAGAGAAAGAGAUAGAGAGCGAUGUGUGGAGAAGAGACGAACCAGAGCGUUGCGGGAUCCGUCUGCGAUCGUCGUCCAGCCGCUGAUCCCGCGUCCGUAUUCUUUCGGGCCUGGAUGUAACAUGCGUCCUUGUGCAGGUAUUGCGGCCGUAUAUUGAAUCCUUCGUGCUGCAAUCUCCGCGAAAACCGGAUGCGCUUGCCUUUGCCCGUGUGUGGUGUUUAAUGUUGAAUGAACGCGUGAACAUGGGGUUAUUCCGGCCAACGUCGCAGGAAUGUUGGAGCAGAAGGCGCGAGGCGAGAUGUGGUGCGAUGCUGGAGAUGUGGCGCUGUUUGCCAAGAUGGUGGAUCGUCCGCUUCCUCGCUGUGUUGGGGGUCCUCCGCUACAGUAGAGGAGAAAAAGAGAGCGGGCGCGUACGAAGUAGAAGAGGGAGAGAAGAGAGUGUGUCAGAGGGAGCCAUUCAUUCAUCCGCUUCACAACAGAGCAGGUAGAUGAGAUUUUGUGUGUGUGUGUUUUUUUUUGUUUCGAGAGCGUAAGUGGAUGGAGUCCCAUUUUGCAGGCUGGCGGUUUCCCGGUUUAUCCUGUCCGGUGCUGCCGAGCAGUCAGUAACGCUCACGCCAUACACGAACGAAGCGUCUAUAAGGAUGAAAAUAUUCUCCCGGCUGCCAGUUUCCGGUUUCGCGGCGGCUUGGCUGCGAAUGCAAAUCUGGAGGUUCAGCUGCAGCAGCUGUUUUGUUCCCGGUACUAGAUUUCCUAGCUGCUGCUACUGCGCGCUGCGUGCUGAUCCGGAACUUAGGCGCGCGAGAAGGCUGUGAAUCGUCCAAAAAACCAAACCCUGUUUCGUCCUGUGCCGACGUGAACGCUUCGUGUUUUCUGCGUGUUUUCUGCGUGUUUUUCUUCUCUUCUUCUUUUCUUCCAGCUGAAGUAGUGUGUGUUUAUAUCCUUUUUCCCCGCUUUCCAACACCAUUCCUCACUACUGCUCUCUCUGCCUACUACUCUUGUGUAGAUGCUCUUUAUUUGUGUUCUCUUUUUUUUAUCCGUAACCGAUUAUCUUUGUAUGUUUUCCGGUACGCAAACUUUGCACAUUUACUCUACUCGCCAAACAUGAAACAAAACAUUGGUUCAUCCCCCUUGCAUCCAGACGGGUGGGGGGGGAUGGACCAUUAAGACAAACUGACAACACGCGCAUGCACAUAAACACAUGAAACACUUGCUCACCACACGUGCGCUAGAGAAUUAAUCACAGUGUUAUUUACAUGUCUGUCUCCGAUCGGGCGUCUUCGUGGAGGAGGAGAAAAGGAGGAGGUUCGGAAGCGGAAAGGAAAAUUUCCAUUAUAGAGGGUUCAUUAUCAUGGUUUGGAUGAUGAAGCACCUUGGAAUACAGAUGGCAGAGUGGCGGGAAGCGUGAAAUGUAGCCGUAGCAAGUGUUUAGGUGCCAUUUGCUGAUUUGUUUGUUUGAGCAUACAACGGCAGCACGGACGCGCGGAACACGACACUUCUUCGGCGGUUUUGGAGCUCACACUUCUGCUGGUUGUGCGCGAGCUGUGUGUAUCUGUGGCGGACGAAGGAGAGCGGCCAUAUGGGGGAUUUGGAAUGAAAUGCAGAGAACGCAACAAGACAACGCGAUGCUAGCAGUUCUAGCAGCAGCCCGAUAAUGUUUUUACAUUAGCAUCGUGCAGCUGUACCGCGCGCCGCCUAUUGUGUGGGUGCAGAUAAAAACGACACCGACACGAUCUUUUGUAGCACGUGCGCCCCAAAGGUUCGAAUCUGCAGUUUCGGAGCAACAGUUCUUCGGUUCGGAACGGAAGCACCAUUGCAUGUGUUUUGCGGGAUAUAUGCUGCUCUGCUUACUUCUUCGGUUCUCGUGCCACACGGAUCUCGCGUUUGGCAGCUACUGAUUGCGUAUGGGUGAAAUUACAGGAGGGUGAAUUGUUCUUACAUUUCAACGCCGCCGUGGAAAAGCAGCCACAACCUGGGAAUUGGCAGUUUCCAGCUUAACUUACGUAAACAAAUUUCCGCUCCAUUAAGGAAUCCGUUUCUUCUUGUCCCUUUUGACUGUGUUUCCUGCACGAGAAAGCGCACAGUUAAUUUGAGUGUACGCGCGCGCCGAUGAUCGAACGAACGAGCAACGUUGAACAGUAGAACCAUUCCAAACGGUAUGCAGUUUUAUGUUUUUCCAGAUUUCUCUAUUGAAAACAACGUUCACAAAAUAUGACAACCGCGCAACAAUCAACACAACAACGUGCACGCAAGUAUCGUUGUAUCCUGUGACCCUUGCCCCCAGCUGAGGAGCCCUCCCUAUGAUCUACGGAAGCAGCGUUAUUGUUUUUUUUUUAUUCACUGGAAGAUGGACCAUUUCACACCAGGAGGA
This is a messenger RNA of Anopheles funestus (African malaria mosquito), 3290 nucleotides long. It is a transcript of the gene SC35, whose product is annotated as serine/arginine-rich splicing factor 2. The transcript is spliced from 5 exons. Lineage: Eukaryota; Metazoa; Arthropoda; Insecta; Diptera; Culicidae. Gene Ontology annotation, molecular function: RNA binding. The coding region runs from base 205 to 708 and encodes 167 amino acids. The record is from RefSeq and is a predicted model, not a curated record.